Molecule: messenger RNA, 10374 nt
Organism: Betta splendens (Siamese fighting fish)
Lineage: Eukaryota; Metazoa; Chordata; Actinopteri; Anabantiformes; Osphronemidae
Product: PH and SEC7 domain-containing protein 1-like
Exons: 21
Coding region: 2009-6766 (1585 amino acids)
Biological process (GO): regulation of ARF protein signal transduction
Molecular function (GO): protein binding; phospholipid binding; guanyl-nucleotide exchange factor activity
Source: RefSeq, a predicted model, not a curated record
CCACCUGAGAACACAGAAGAAACCACGGGUGUGAUUUACCACAUGCAGACGAUGCAGCCAGAUUCAGACACAAACCGACCCCAUAAAUACAGAGACAGCAGUCGAUGUGACCAAGUACUGGCGCUGUGGAUAAUCAUGUGUCUUUUGACAGAACCGAACAGUCUGCACCAGCAAAACACAGGACGAGGCUGGAACUGGGAGGCAAAACAACAGCGUCUCUAUCAUCUUCUCUGGCCCUGAAGGAGACGACACAUGUAAUACACCGUCCUCAUUUUCCUCCUGUAUCUGUUACGCUUAAACACACAGUCCGCUUUCACAUGCAGCAGCUCAAACUUGGGGGGUUUGAAAGGACAGAUUUGGAGUCUGUUCCUGGAAUGGAUCGUAAUGGAGCGUACAGUAAAAGUGGAAUGUGGAGUAUUUAGGUUGAUGAGCUGCACAAGCCUAAACUCAGGAACGUCUCUGUAAAACACACACACGCUACAUUCCUGCUUUAAGCACCAGGUUUAAAACCAUUAGCACCUGAGACUCUCGCACCAGCUGGCCCCAGGACAGUCUCCAAACGGAACAACCAGGAAUCAAAGACGAACAAAGCGCUGAGAGACGCACUUCACCCAUCAGAACCAUUACAUCCUGAGACAAACCAGUGGAUUACUGCAUUCCUGCAGCAGGAAUAGCUUCAGAGCAGAACAGUGGAUUCAAUCUCCGACCUGAUGAGUGGUAUGUUGUCCGGGGUGCAGCACAGCACAGGGCCCCGCUGCAACGGCAGCUGCUCCUCACACGACUCAUUAUAGAGCCUGAAAGCACACGAGAACAUAGCGCUUUUAGAUCCCUCCCCACUGAGAGUCACAUCAGUGGCUUAUGAAGGAUUUCUCAUUUCUAAUUUGUCGCAGAAGGCAGGAAACUCACAUAUUUUCUGAUGGACGUUCUCUUACGUAAUGCAGGAGGAAGGACCACCUGCUGAGACCAGGAGAACCACAGGAAGAUACUGACUAUUAGACAAAUGGAUGGACCCAUGCAGUGAUUUCAGCGCAGUCUCGCCUCAACACAACUGUGAUAAACGUGCGAACUCCUACCUUCCACUAAUGAAGUGAAGCUCGCGAGGAGGCAGACACUGGGCAUGCCCAACCCGGGGAGGAGGAGGAAGAGGAGGAGGAAGAGGAGGAGGAGGAUGGCAAAGACAGAGAGAGAGAGAGUUGAAGACACCCAGACGAGGAGCUGUCCAUUUCACAGCAUCGCUCUCUCUCCCCCCCUGACGCCCCCCCCUCCCGCCCCGCCGCUCUCCCUCCGCACGACACUCACGCACACGCCGGGAGCUGCGGGAGGCGGAUAGAUGCGGACCGCAGUGCCGCUGGCGCAGCAGACGCCGAUGCAACAGCCUCUCACGAAGACGAGCCCCGCCGCUGCCCACGUAACCGCGCGGCUCGCGGCGCGUGGACUCCUCGCGGUGCCUGUCGCGUCGGCGGAGCGAUGACUGGCGCAUUCUCGGCGCCGCUGCAUCGGAUGCUCGCGCGGCAAGUGAGCGCACUGCAUCACGCGCAGCCGGACCUGUAGGCGCCGGCUGCCGGAGGAAAGGUCACGCACCCCCACGGACGCCGCUGUCACUGGCGCAUCCGCGCGUGCCGCCCACUGCCCGCGCGCCGCGGCUCCGCUCAAGUUUUGUCCUUGGCUGCAAAAGUUGGCGCCGGAGUGUUUUCUCCUUUAAGGUAUGAAGAAUACGGAGCUAUCGGAGGCGUCCCACCGGCAUGUUUGUCCUCUGGCCGUUCAUCCUGUGUGUCCCUGCGCUGCACACAGAGCCUCUGGGAGGGAGAAGCAAGACUAUCUAAAAAUAAACUGACACCAACCACCAGCAGAAAAACAAUAACAAUAAGAAGAAACACCAGCCAGGCCGAGAAAUCGAAGAGGAAAACAAUAAGAAUAAAAGAUCCUGUUUGUCUCGCUCUCGGCCCGUUCCCGCCUCUUUCUGCUCCAGUUCUGCUUCUCCGGCCUCAUUAGUUGCAGUGAGCAGGUCAUGUCCCAGUCUGGAAAAGUCCUUCAUCUGUAUGUGGAAGUGAGGUCUGCCCCAGAUCAGAAUGGAGGGAACAGGGCCUUUGCUGAACGCGAGGAAGGGAUUGCUCAGGGACUCUUGGUUCAGGACAGCCCCGCGGAGCUCCUGUCUCAGCUAGCGAGCCAGGCCUCCUGUCAGACUGCCGGCAGGGCGUCGGCGCCGCACCAUCUGGUCCAGGACGGCGCCCAGAGCCGGCCUCUUCCCCCGAACGCCGUGGGCUUUCAGCUCCAGCCAGCCAGCAGCCCGCCGCCGGCGAGCAAGCCCCGGGGCCCCGCGGGCGACGGCGGCGCCGCCGUGCGCUGUCCCCCGGCGCCCUCGGGAAAGGUCGGUGUCCCGCACACGCCCCCCAACUGCCAGACGUUGAGGCAGGAGGAGGGCGGCGGCGGGACGCGCUCCGUGGUCACCUUCAGUUACAUCGAGAAGUCAAAUGUCAAGACCGUGGACAGCCUGCGCAACGACAGCCUUCGGAAGCGCCUCAGUGACCCGGUCUGGCUCGGGAGUCCCUCCUCAUGCAGCUCCAGUCCCAAGAUGAACUUUUGGUCGCCAGGAAAUCACCAGCAGACGUUCUCCCCGAGCUUUCGGCAGCCGCCCAUAGAUCCCAUUGGCAGGGCAGCUACUCAGAGGGCCGUGGAGGAGUUCGGCUCCCCUUUACUGAGGAUUAAACUCGCCCACGCUCUAGAGCACGCCUCCUCGCCGUACAACGGACAGCAGCGCUGCCAGUCCUGGGCCGGGUCGCCCGUUCAGCGUCAGAACAUCAGCAAAAGCGUCGCAGACGGGAGCCGGGCUCCGAGCGGCCAGCCGCGGGGUCCGGCUGCGGCCCAGAGUCCGUCUCACCGGUCGGCGGAGGACGGAUCGGUGGCAGGAAGCCCAGCUAGCAAAAGACAACUGCACAGGGUUUGUCACCGGAGCAGCUCCCCACAAAGAGCAGUCCUCCAACUUGGCAAUAAUGUAGUUGAGGGCUUGAACCAGCUAAGUGACAGUAAAUCCUCCUCUCCUGCCCUCAGCCCCGAUGCCGCGCGCAAGCUAGCUCAGGACGCUAGCGGAGCGUCGUGCGCUUUCACCGAGGCAAAAGGGUCCUCGCUGCACAAGAUCCUAAACGAGCAGACGAGCCGCUCCGGAGACUCUCACCAACCCCCACCCAGCGCCCAGCAGUCCAAACUCAGCGUUAAGAUGAACAUCCCUUUAAAUGAGCAAAACACGCCGGCGUCCGAUGACGCAGACUUUCACCAGCGCGACGACUCUCGUUCACACAAAACAAACUUCCCCGACAGGGACACACACAGGGAGGAGUGCCUUCAGAAAUCCCAGCUCCAGAGCUCGGGUUUAACAGGUGCUCAGGGCUCCCCCGCCCUCCCCUCACGCGUACUCCGCCCCCCCCAUCCUCCAACCGAGUCCAGCUCCCCCCUGAGGGACCCCAGGCUAUUCCAAGCUGAUCUCCGAGCUCCAGCCACUCCCACCCUGCACCGGCGUCAGCCCCCACAGUACACCGGAGACUCCUGGUCGCCGAGCCUGGACAGGAGGGGAGACCUGAGCUGCUUUGAGAAGGAGGAGUUCACCGAGGUCGCUCGUAGGCUUUUCAUCAAUCAAAGUGUCGAGGAGUCACCAGUGAGCUGGACGGAGCAGUGGGGGAUUCAUGUGGAGAACACCUCGAGGCCAAGCCCAAAACGCGCAUGUGGAUCCAGUCAUCAGUCUAAUCCGCGUCGAAGGCCGCUCAGCCCCACGACGCAGCAGAAACGGGCCGAGCAGCGGAGGAGGGAGAUCCUGCUGCUGGGGCCGGUGGCGCUGGACUCUGCAGAGGAGGAUGAGGGCUGCGAUGAGGAGGAGCGCGAGGACGGGGCGGAGGCGCUCGGCGCAGAGCAGCAGCCGCGGAUGCGGAUGGCCGACGACGCUGCGGAGGUGGAGCAGAACGGCGCGAUGGGGGGGUCGUCGUCGCGCAGCUCCAGCGGAGUGACGGGCAGCUUGGGGGAGAGGGACUGCGUGUCCCCAGAGACCAGUCAGUCCAGUCACCACAGCAACGAGACCGGAGCCGCCACGUCAGGAAUACAGACGGACAGCGGCACUGCAGUGCCUCUACCCUCGCUCCACUGCCAGAGAAUCGCACGUGCUAAGUGGGAGUUUCUGUUUGGGACCCCUGCUGAGGAGGCUGCUGGCAGGGGAGAGAAAAGCUCUCUGGGAACCUCCACAGCGCCUCCUAGUGGAAACUCCAGCGAGUCUCCCACCCCAACCCCGCCUUCGUCACUGCCUUUGCUUUCGGCCAAUCACGAGGUGCAGCAGGUGGAGGUAGAGCUCGUGACCCCUCCUCCAGCAGUUAUGGGUACAUCGCCCAAAACCGGCAUCAUUCGCCGGACACUGAAGUAUUCAGAAACCGACCUGGACGCCGUCCCGCUGCGCUGCUACCGCGAGACGGACAUAGACGAGGUCCUCCUGGCCGAGCAGGACGACGCGGACUCGGCUUUCGGGAGCAACCGCAGCGUCCAGGGCACCUCUGGGACAGGCAGCAGCCCUCUGGGAGGCCUCGCGUAUGGGAGGACGGAUGGGGAGGAGAGAGAGGGGGGGAGAGGGGAGGAGGAGGACGGCGAAGAGGAUGAAGAGGAGGAUGAGGAGGAAAUUGUGAGCUGGGCCAGUGUGAGGAUGCAGGGAGACAGCAGGAAGCAGCAGUACGCAGCUCAGGAGGAGCCAGAGGUGUUUGGACACCUCCUGAGGAGACCGAUGGAAACAUUUUUCGACAACCACCACCCAGCCCUGAAAUCCCCCAUCGUGGUGUCGGGGCCUCGCUGCGCCACAGAGGACACCUUCAGCCGCCACUUCGAGAGCAUCAUGGAGUCCCACCGAGCCAAGGGGACGUCGUACAACAGCCUGGACAGCGAGGAGCUGCUCACGUCCAGCGUCCACACCGUCCUGACGUUCGACCUGCCCACGCUGACGCCCGCCAUCCACGGGCCCGUCUGCCACAGCGCCAGGCAGAUCGUGCAGCUCAGCUUCGCCCCGCUGGCACACGACGAGAGGCCCAGUCUCUCGGACUCUGUCUUUACCGUGGCCGGGGACUCGGACGCCACCAGGGCCCCCUCCAGCGAGCGCCUGAGCAGCGGGUCGGAGGGGACGCCGCCCAGAGGACGGGUCUGCUCGCAGCUGGGUAGCAGCUGGAACAGCAACCCCUCCUUCUCUUUACCAAGCAGGGACAAGGCCCGUCUGGCGACAGACUCGGAGCUGGACCAGGACCUCAGCGAGCGUCUGGGCCUGAGCAGCAGCGACACCCUCACCAACGGCAGCCGCCGCGCCGACGUGGCCGCCGCCAAGCGCCUCGCCAAGCGCCUCUUCAACCUGGACGGCUUCCGGAAGUCGGACGUGGCGCGUCACCUCAGCAAGAAUAAUGACUUCAGCCACAUGGUAGCUGAGGAGUAUCUGAGUUUCUUCAACUUCACCGGUCUCACGCUUGACCAGGCUUUACGGACCUUCCUCAGGCAGUUUGCCCUCGUGGGGGAGACUCAGGAGAGGGAGAGGGUGCUGUCACACUUCUCUAGGCAUUACUGGGCCUGCAACUCCAAAGUCAUGCCGUCGGAGGAUGCAGCUCACACGCUCACCUGUGCCCUCAUGCUUCUGAACACAGAUCUACACGGUCAGAACAUUGGCAAGAGGAUGUCGUGUACACAGUUCAUUGGCAACCUGGAAGGACUGAACGAUGGCCAAGAUUUUCCCAAGGAUCUGCUCAAAGCGCUCUACAACUCGAUCAAGAAUCAGAAGCUGCAAUGGACACUCGAUGAGGAGGAGCUGCGGAAGUCCUUCUCGGAGCUCGGGGACAGCCUGUGUGAGUCCAACACCUCCAGGUCCAUGAAGAGGGAGGGCAGCAGCGGGAAGCUGCUGUCUGACGCCACGCAGCCGUCGGGAACGCUGCUGUACAAGAACGGAUUCCUGGUCCGCAAAGUUCACGCCGACUCGGACGGCAAGAGAACACCGAGAGGAAAGAGAGGCUGGAAAACCUUCUACGCCAUCCUUAAAGGGCUCAUACUCUAUCUGCAAAAAGGGGAAUACAGGCCUGAUAAGCAGCUGUCCGACGAGGACCUGAAGAACGCCGUGUCCAUCCACCACUCUCUGGCCAUGAAAGCGUCGGACUACAGCAAGCGGCCCAACGUUUUCUACCUGCGGACCGCUGACUGGAGGGUCUACCUCUUCCAGGCACCCAAUGCGGAGCAGAUGCAGUCCUGGAUCACACGGAUCAACACGGUGGCCGCCAUGUUCUCGUCUCCUCCCUUCCCGGCCGCAAUCGGCUCUCAGAAGAAGUUCAGCCGCCCGCUGCUGCCGGGGACCAUGUCCAAGCUGCCGGAGGAGGAACAGAUCAGGUCCCACGAGGCUCGAUUCCGAGCCAUCUCCACCGAACUGGCCGAGCUGCGCUCCUAUCCCCCUGACCGCAAGGUCAAAGGUCGCGAGCUGGAGGAGUACCGCCAGCGAGACGAGUAUCUGGAGUUUGAGAAAACGCGCUACGGCACCUACGUGAUGCUGCUGCGAGCCAAGAUCCGGAGCGGCGAGGAGGACCUGUCCGUGUUCGAGUCCCAGCUCCUGGAGGACAACGGGCUGCAGAGGGCCCACUCCAGCCCCACGCUGCAGGACAGCAGCCAGGCCAGCAGCACCCGGGACGGGGGCGGCAGCAGCAAAGCCAGCGGCUGCAGCAGCAAGCUCCGGCAGGAGGGCCAGAGACACAGCUACCGGCAGGCUGUGAAGAAGUGAGGGGGGGCGGGGGCGCCGGGAGCGGCACGGCGCCGCGGCGGCGGCACGCUGGCUCCCCGCACAGCUGUUUAUUUGAGAUCCAGGAGGCUUUGGAGCUCUGCUUGACGGGGGGAGGAGGAGCGGGGGUCGAGCCCGCGGCCUCCCCCGCACCCGGCACCCCAGUCUUCUCACAGAGGAUGCGCAGACCCCACCGGCCGCCGCGCCGGCGCAGGGGGUGGGGGCUCCCACGUCUGCGGAGACGAGGUGUCUUUGAGGAGGUGCGCCGGGUGCAGCAGCGGACUGACGUGUGCACCGCGGCAGAGGACGCACACGGGGACCCGCGUCCACCAUCCUUUCCUUUAGGCCCCGCUUCGGUUCUUUCGAGGCACCUCCACGUUCUCCCUCCUUUGUUGCCGAUCGUUGGCUCAGUUUUGGGACCAAACACAUUUACACAUUUUACAGCAUUGCGUUUUACAAGACUGAUGAUUUGAUUUGAGUUGAGUCAACGACAGACUUGCCACCGGGUCGUAAGGAGCCGCUACGGUCCGGCUCCGGUGAUUUCAUCGAUUUUUCUGACAGCACCACAUUCCACACUGGAGCCAGACUUCUCAGCCCUUAGCUCCCGGGCGUUUUUCACUCAGUUGAGCCAGUCGACGACGCAAUGAGACGGAGCAGCUGGGUGCAGCUCGUCUCUGUCGUCACCGAUGUCCAGUUGGAGGCACGGGCAUCAGUGGAGGUUCAGGCUGCUCCUAAUAUGAGCAACAUAACUGCAUCUCUUCAAGAAAAGUCUUUUUAUUGAUAUUAUUUUUAUUUAUUUAUAUAUAUUUUUGCUCUGCUUGAUCAGACGAGCUCCCUCCUUUGGCUUCUGUCCCGUGACGUGCUUCUGUUCUACUUCUUGGCCGAACCUUGUUUUCUCCAGUGAUCCGCAUGCCUGCAUCCAGCUCCGCUUCUUUUAGGGCCUUUUAUGACAAAACUGAGAGCAGGAACAUUCUCCUCUGGGGUCAUUAAUCGUUCUCCUCAUGCCAGUGCCAUACCCCCCACACGCUGAUUUGACACUCACCAGGCAGACCCUGAAUGUUCUUGUUUUUCAGUAUUUUUACAGUAUUUUACAGUCGUACGUUGGUGUUAUUUCUCCUGUGUGUAGGGCCAUGAAACCAGUAAAGGGAAUGUGUACUUCAUAAUUAUACGUUGUAUAUAACUCACCAUCUGCUGUAUGCUUUUACUGUAGGAUAUAUGAAGGUAUAUUUACAAUAUAUACAAAUUGUUGUGAAAAUUAUUUAGUUACACACAAUGUUGGCAUUGUGUACGUCCCAAAAAUAUUAAUUGUGUUUUUUUUCUUCACAUGUUGGUAAUAAAUCAGCACAAUAUGAGUAUUAUAGUAAAGCCAAUAUAACUAUCAAAGAUUAGUAAAUGGUCAGAGGGGGUUGUGGCAGGAUUGAGCUCAGUUCUGUGUUGUGACCUGUGACCUGGUGUGAUGAUGAAACGCCUCAUUUCAGAGGCGUCGCGGACCGGAACGUGUGACUUAGGUAGCCACAAACGCCUCAUAGCAUCACCGAUGUACAGUAUAGCCAUCCUCUACUCAGGCUUCAAAAAAACGAGCAGCUGCAGUGCCAGCGUCCAACCAGCAGGGAGAGCUGUCGACAUCCACACUCACUUUCUCCUCAGCCAUAAGCAACACCUGCUGCACCUGCAGUGAAUAUGCAUGGCACCGCCCCCUCACCCAAGGAGGCGGGUGGAGUGGGGGGAGGGGGGGUUAUUGGCAGGGCUAAAUGAGACAGGAGCUGUUUGUUUAACUAUGGAUGUCAAGUCUGUGUCUGGUCUGAGUAUUGUGUGUGUGCAUGCUGUGGCUGCCGUGGAGCCACUCUUACGUUGUGUGUAGUUUGGGUUUUUGCAUCUUCUCGUGCAGAUGAAUAUUCAGCCUUGUGUUUGCAUCUGUAUUUGCAUUUAAGUAAUGUUUAAAGUCGAAUGCCAACUGAUCCACAGAUCCAGUGUCCGUGUUAUGGUGUUUUCUUUCAUUGGCAAACUAAAGUAAACUCUUUAAUAUUUGGUCUCCUUUUGAAGUGAAACUAUGAAACGCUCUAAGAAAUGAGAAAUGUUUCUGCUUAAAUAAUGAACCCAACACGCCUCUUCUCUACACUUUCUUUGCAUCCACUUCUUCUCUAAUCUCGUGCAGUUUGAUUGGUUUUAAAAGGUUUAUGUAUAUAUUGUUGACAUAACUGUCAUCCUGUCUCGUGUGUGUGUGUGUGUGUGUGUGUGUGUGUGUGUGUGUGUGUGUGUCUUGACAUCGCAGCUGUCUAUUUAUUACUAGAGCUAAAUUAUGCUGUUUAUAAUGUGGCCAAACUGCCACAAAGCAGGUGGACUCAUGUUGUCGAGAAUCUUCAGUUACUGCAUCUUAGAAAUGCCAAUAUUUCAUAAACGCGUCUCAGAUGCUCCAUCUGCUAUAAUGAUACUUUUUGACUUGAAGUAAACCUUUGGUGUUAAAUUCAGUCAUUUAUUUUUUGCAGAGUGGAUGGUUUAGGCAAAAAUCACCUUUAACUGGAGUAUGUGUGCUAAGCAGCAGCAGUCGACACAUAUCAUUAAUGGGACAUAUCUGCAUAUUGUGCUGUUUGGGAGCUUUCAGUCGUAUCACACGAACGUCUGUAACACGCGGAGUUCACCCAUUUCACAUGAAAACUUAGUUAUUCACAUUUUGUUCUGAGCAAUUUAGCAGCAGUUUCAUUUCUUAAGAAAUUUGGUUUUGGUUGAUUUCAAUGGAAACCAACAGGUCUACAUUUUCUUAAGUCUGUCUUCAAACACGGCUCCUCCUGUUAAUGUAGGACUUGAAGAGAUCCUUCAGUAACAUCUUUCUAAUCCUCAGUCCUCCAUCUGUGCAGAAACGUGUUCAACUUUCCAAAUUAGUCACGAUAAGUGGAAAUCUUCCAGCGCUCACGUGAUAAACUUGUGAGACUGAUUAGCUCCAACGCUACUGAAGCCGAACACAGACAAAACUCUACUGUGCAUAUGAUGAUUGCGUUCUGGUGUUUUUUCUGUGCAAAAGACGCUAAGACAGACUUGGAAAAAAAUGUGAACCUGUGCUUUAGUGGGUAAACGAGGGAUGUAGUGUUAAAUGGCUCGUUCCCCUGGUGACGGCUCUGUGAUGCUCGAGUGAAAGUCGCAGAUCACCUCCUAGUGUAGCGUCUUUAAACCGUGCACUCGUACUGUUUCCAUCACAGCCUCAUUUAUGAAUGUGACAUGUAAAUAACGCAUGAAAUAUUAUGACCUGCUUUUGUUUAUAUUAUGUUAGAGAAUUAAAAGAGGGUUACUAUAUACUGUAAGGUAGGUCGACAUCUGAUCCUGUCUUUGAUCUCAUGGUGAUUUAUUUAAUGUGAAUGAAGGAAGCGGCUGUAUUUAUUGCUGUUGUGUUGUAGAAGAGCCAGCUCAUACAAAUCUUUUUACAUGUAGAGGUCUGAUUUGGUCCAGCUCAGUGUUUUUACACUGGCGCAGGUAAGACACUGUCCAUUUUAUGCUGUACACACAGUGAGCUACAUGUGUCACUGCCUUGUUUGAACUCACCAAGGAAACGUUGUUUGUGAGCUUCUCAUUUUGGGAAGCAUAGAAGAUAAAAAUAAAAAGUCUUUUCAAAAGUUAAA